Clonostachys rhizophaga is the source of this 1353-nucleotide messenger RNA. The record is from the annotation of a GenBank genome assembly. Lineage: Eukaryota; Fungi; Ascomycota; Sordariomycetes; Hypocreales; Bionectriaceae.
AUGAAGCCGAUAACGGCAGCAUUUCUUCUCGGCGCCGUCCCGGCUAGCCAGGCAGCGUUGCAGGUUGUUCCUGGGGCGACGUGGACUGCAUCAAACACAGGACGCCAUGUACAAGCACAUGGCGCCGGAAUAAUAGAAGACGGAGGCAAGUUCUACAUGAUCGGAGAAGACAAGACCAAUGGCUCCGCGUUCCAAAAUAUCAACUGCUACUCCUCCUCGAACCUGGUUGAGUGGACGUUUGAGAAUGCGCUGCUCACGCAGCAAUCCUCCGGCGAUCUGGGACCGAGCCGUGUGGUUGAGCGACCCAAAGUCAUCCGCAACGCUUCGACCGGCAAAUAUGUCAUGUAUAUGCACAUCGAUAGCAGCAACUAUGGCGAAGCAAAGGUUGGCGUGGCCGUUUCCAACACAGUAUGCGGCAAAUACGAGUACCGAGGUAGCUUUCAGCCGCUGGGUUUCCAAUCUAGAGACAUGGGGCUCUUCAAGGAUGAUGAUGGCUCCGCCUAUCUCCUGACCGAGGACCGGGCCAACGGCCUUCGUAUUGAUGCCUUGAGCUCCGACUACCUGUCGGUGACAAGAAACGUCUAUACCUGGAGUGAGAAGAUUGAAUCUCCAGCGAUUUGGAAGACAAACGGCCGCUACUUCAUGUUUGGCUCUCAUCUUACAGGAUGGGACCCAAAUGAUAAUGUAUACAGCUAUGCCACAUCUCUGUCCGGACCCUGGUCAUCCUGGGCCAAUUUCGCCGACUCGGGCUCGAACACCUAUAGCUCGCAAACGUCAUACAUACUCCCGUGGAACGCUACGACGGCGAUAUACAUGGGCGACCGUUGGCAUUCGACGAAUCUGAAGCGAAGCACCUACAUCUGGCUGCCGCUCGAGCUCUCCGGUACCACCAGCGUGUGGCUGAGGAACCGGGAGAGUUGGGUCCCCGAUGUCGCAUCAAGGCGAUGGUCUGCUGCACCAAGCGAAUCGGCCUACGAGGCAGAGGCCGGGACCCUGUCCAACGGUGCUGUUACAGUCAGUUGCUCCGGAUGUAGCGGUGGCACAGCGGUGGGCUACAUCGGCGGAAGCAGCGGGGGAACGCUCAGACUGAGCGGUUUGAGCAGCGGCGCGACUUCUCGAGCGACGCUCAAGGUGAGAUAUGCAAACGGCGACAGCGGGGAGCGGUACGGCAGCGUCAAUGUCAACGGGGUGAGCCAGAGCAUCGCCUUCCUCCCGACAAGCAGCGGCCAGAGCGCAGGCACCAGCGCUGUGCAUGUGAACUUGAAUUCGGGCAGCGGGAACACCUUUCAGAUCACCGGGCUGAAUGGCCAGUACGGUCCCGAUGUCGACCGGGUUUUGAUUCCUGCAAGCUAA